ACCUUAAUAAAGAGGACAGCGGACGCCAUGGCCAGCGAGGGUUACUUGGAGGCAGGGUAUCAGUAUGUGACCAUAGACGAUUGCUGGCCGGAGAAGAGUCGAGAUGAUGACGGCCGCCUCGUUGCUGAUAAAACUCGCUUUCCUAAUGGAAUGAAGGAACUUUCUCGUUAUGUCCACAGCAAGGGUUUGAAGUUCGGUAUCUACGAAGACUAUGGUAAUUUAACCUGUGGUGGCUACCCCGGCGUGAUGGGCCAUGAGUUGAUAGACGUGGCCAGCUUCGCAGUAUGGGAGGUGGACUAUGUGAAGCUGGAUGGAUGCUACGCUGAAGAUAUGGACACAGGUUAUCCCCUAUUUGGCAAGCUGCUCAAUUACACACAUCGUCCAAUAUUGUAUUCCUGCAGUUGGCCUGCUUAUCAGAAUUCUCCUAAUUACACAGCGAUAGCAGAGUCCUGCAACAUUUGGCGUAACUAUGGAGACAUACAGAACAACUGGCAGUCUGUAGUGAACAUCAUGAACUGGUUCGGAGAGCACCAGGAUGACUUCGUUCACAUCGCCGGCCCGGGGAACUUUAAUGAUCCUGACAUGCUCGUCAUAGGUAAUUCUGGACUGACAGUAGACCAAGCUCGAGUGCAGAUGGCUGUAUGGUCAGUCCUGGCUGCUCCUCUCAUCAUGAGCGUGGACUUAUCUACCAUUAAGCCAGAGUUUAAGGAGAUUCUGCUGAACAAAGACGUCAUAGCUGUUAAUCAGGACCCUUUGGGCAAACAAGGCUUGAGGGUGUAUAACGAAGAUGAUAUUCAGAUUUGGAUCCGGGAAUUAUCGAACAAUUCACGUGCGCUUGCGUUUGUGAACCUUCGGACCAAUGAAACUGAAGUUCUGUACACACACGAAAAAAUAAAACUGCCUACACAGGAUUAUAUAGUAAAGGAUCUCUACGGGGAAGAAAACGAUACAAUUUUAGGAAGCACAGAAGAUUUUAAAGUAAAAAUUAAUGCAACAGGCGUCAAGUUCUACAAAUUCAUCCCAAAAGCUGACGAAGUCGACCCUAUCUGUGAAAACGAAAUUAUAUAAAAUACUAGUGGAGAUAAA
Helicoverpa armigera (cotton bollworm) is the source of this 1086-nucleotide messenger RNA. RefSeq names its product alpha-N-acetylgalactosaminidase. The record is from RefSeq and is a predicted model, not a curated record. Bases 28 to 1068 code for a protein of 346 amino acids. The transcript is spliced from 8 exons. Lineage: Eukaryota; Metazoa; Arthropoda; Insecta; Lepidoptera; Noctuidae. Gene Ontology annotation, cellular component: cytoplasm. Gene Ontology annotation, molecular function: alpha-galactosidase activity. Gene Ontology annotation, biological process: oligosaccharide metabolic process; glycoside catabolic process.